Messenger RNA from Humulus lupulus (European hop), 468 nucleotides. RefSeq lists its product as uncharacterized. The record is from RefSeq and is a predicted model, not a curated record. The transcript has 2 exons. NCBI's taxonomy places the organism in Eukaryota, Viridiplantae, Streptophyta, Magnoliopsida, Rosales, Cannabaceae. Bases 1 to 468 code for a protein of 155 amino acids.
AUGGCAUCUCCUAAAAAUCAAUCAAUAAAAGAAGUAACAGAAAAGUCUCCAAUGACAUCGGCCUCUCCUUCAACUCAAGCAAUAGAAGAAGCAAUUAGAAAGUCUCCACAAAAAUCAUCUUCUCUUCAAAUACAUGCAAGAGAAGAGACAAAUGAAAAAUAUUCAUUGAAACCAUCACCGCUAUUGUCUAAGGUGAAAUCUUUAGACAUACCAUCACUAAGACCGAUAUUGAUGGAGAAUGAACAUUUUACAAGUCGUGUAUCUGUAGCCUACAGGAUACAAGUGUUGAGGAAUAUACGAUCACUACUUUGUUAUGAAGAUUUGGAAGCAUUCACAGCUUCUUGUUUUGGUCAUCUUCUUAAACUAAUCGAUCUAGCGAAGAGUAGUGGGCAGUUGAUACAUUUUCUUUUACAGAGGCGGGUACAAACUAAUAAAGAAAAUGAGUUAUGGUUUGAUAUUGAUAAUUAG